Messenger RNA from Pocillopora meandrina, 8801 nucleotides. The record is from the annotation of a GenBank genome assembly. NCBI's taxonomy places the organism in Eukaryota, Metazoa, Cnidaria, Anthozoa, Scleractinia, Pocilloporidae.
AUGGCAAAUGGCGUAGAACACGACAGUCUCUUGGAGUCCGAGCGACCACAUCCGCCGAGCAUGUCUUCGGGUAGUCCAGCAAUCAAAAUCCACUUCGAAACAUUCGAAAUGAAUUCUUCCUUUCCAGUAGAUUUAAACGCGAGUAUAAAUUCGAUGAGUCUUCCACAAGCCGUCCGAGAAAAUAAGUUAGCCCUCGUCAGGCAGUAUUCUCAUAUGGGACAAGAUUUAAACGUCGCUGACUGGAAUGGUUUUACAGCCCUCCAUUACGCUGCCCGCGCCAACCAGGUUGAAGUGGUGAUGACGCUGGUCGAGUGCAAAGUGGACAUCAACCAACAAGGACGAGAGUUACUAACGCCAUUACAUGUAGCAGUGCGGUAAGUUUUUCUUGAACUUUGCUUCAGUAAACAUGAUUUGAACAAAGUUUACACACUGGAUUGAUUAAUCAAAGUUAUUUAACAUCUUUAUUAGCUUGCGAACAACAUAUUGCCAGAUUUUUUAAAUAGAUUUAAAUGGUCGAUAAAGCCAUAGAGUAUUUUUGCCGCAACAAAUCAGUAAAAAUCUGUUCUUGUGUGCUACACACAAGACUUUUAUUGUUACCAGUUCAAAAUAAAAAGCAGUAAGAAAAGCUUAUUAACCUUGUUUUGCAUCACACCUGAACAAAACAACCACGAGCAAAAUACAACUUACUUUAUUGCUAUCAUUUUUUUAAAGCUAAUCCUCAAUUUCCCUUUAAAAAAAUGUUAUUUUUCAUCAAUAUAAUUCGAUCGGACCUUAACUGCAUACUAAUUUGGCUCAUAGUGACAUAACAAAGUUGGACGGUUGAUGCUUGAGACCGCAACCGGUCCUACCUAGAUUAGCCAAUCAGCGAUGAAGAAUUGGUUUAGCCAAAGACCUACCCGUCCGAGAACUCUUAGAGACUUUACAUAUAGAGAAGAUUCUCACGAUCUGCACUAAGUUGUUUGGCAGAGAGUUCACUCAGUUUUUGGCUGACGCAGCACAGCUCUUAGGGACUUAGUAACCCAUUGUUAUAAUCUUUUGUUUUGCGUUGCUUCAGAAACAUGCCUGGGCAAGUUGGAAUUGCGCUAAGCCCCGUCUAAAUAAACAAGCGUAUUAUUGCUUUAUUCUUACAAGGCUAUCAAGCCGGCUGUUGGAAGAGAAGAAAUAUGUUAGGUCUGGGGAGAUUAAUUGAAUUUUACCGUUAAUUUUAGUUGUAAAGGGAGCUACAUUUAGUCACAAUUUAUUAUUUUGUAAUUACGGAGUUCUUGUUUACCGAUCGUCUCGUUACUAUAUAAGAGGGUGGAACAAUACCAUCUGCCGCUUGCUGCCUUUUUUUUUCUCCCGUUUUAAUUUGGUUAAUGAAGCAUUGAUGAGCAUAACAUUCUUCAAAAGAAAAUACGCGUUUUGUUGUAAGAGGGAGAAAAUAUUUCAACGUUCGGGAAAAAUGCCAGAAAAUCAACCACAAAAUCAAAGAAAAGCUGUUCGUCAAAAAAGAUUUUGAGUGAAAAUGAAUUAUCAGCGGCGGGCGAAAACUGGGUACGAGAAUGAUCACUUUUUCAUGCCCAGUUUCAACGCAGCACCAAUGCCACGCUGAAACUAUCGAAUAGGGAGUACUGGUAAUUUACCACGAUGCAAAAUCAUGAGCAAUAACUUCGUAUCUGAGUUGGGAAGACAUCAAUUUGCCGCAGUAAAGACGUAUUUCUUAUUUAGCUAGCUGUUCAGCCAAGCUGAUCACUAAUUUAUCGCGGAGAUUUUCAAUCGAUGUUUAGAUGUGCGGUGCACAGUGAUUUGACUAUGUAGUUUCUUGUUUACUGAAGAAUACUAUAGAUUGUUCAAUACCAUUGCUAGUCUUAAAGUCGCGCUCAAAAAGUUAAUUUGGCCCUUCGCGUUGUAAGAGGCCGAUUCAUUUGAGCAGCACGCAAACUUCUGUUUUCUAGGCCUGAAGCUUAAGCUCAGCAUACUUUUAUCUUUCCUAACAGCUACAACAGCUAUGAAGCUGUUAAGACACUCAUUGAGUAUGGUGCCGACCCCUCCAUGAAAGAUACUGACGGUGCAACCCCGCUCCACUUUGCGGCUCGCCAUGGUUGUGUAGACUCGUCAAAAGUUCUGCUCAGUAACAGUCUAUCAUCUGUUAACUUUCAAGAUAACAGCGGUAUGACGCCAUUUCACUUAGCCUGCGCUAGUGGCAAGCUCGAGUUAUGUGAGCUGUUCCUGGAACAUAAGGCAAACAUCCGAGUGCGCUCUGUGGAAGAAAAGAGCCCUUUGCAUCUUGCUGCGUUACACGGAAACGAAAGGAUCGUUAAACUCUUAGUCAAAGAAGGUGAGUCUGAAAACUAUUUGAACCCUAAAUAAUAAGAACUUUUGUGCAUUAGCGCCGCUCAAAUAUCUAUCCCAUGCGUGAAAAUACCAUACAAAUUUUUAUCUAGCUAUAUAAUUUUUUUCACAGUUUAUUUUUCCUUUUUUUUUGCAUUUAUUUUUCUCAAGAGAAAACUAAAGAGAAAUGAAGAGAAAUAAGGGCUUUCAUUAUUUCCGUUUGAUUAUCAGUUAAUCUUUCAGUAAACAGUGUAUAGGAGCAAAUCAUGGCUUCCCUAUAGAGCUUUCCUCUAGUGUAUCUCUACUUGUUUUGAAACAAGUAUUAAACUGUGCGUGCACACAUCUUAAACGGCUGCGCCAGAUAGGUAGGGAAUUUGCUACAACAUUUUUGCCUCGACGUAUUUGACCAUCGUUUUCCUGUUCCAGCUUUUCUUGAGUUUGGGAACCCGUUAAUCUACAUCGAUGCGCCUGACUUCGAAGGAAACACUGCUCUUCACUUAGCCUGUCAGAAGGGCCACAAGGAAACUGCAGAACUUUUGUUAAGUCAAGGAGCUGAUAUGAUGGAUGGUCUGGAGACAUUUGGAGAAUCAAGUGUGCACUCUCCCCUGCACCUUGCAGCUGCCUAUGGUCACAUGGAUAUUGUGGAGCUUUUGAUAUCGCAUGGUGCUUUUGUUGAUAGUAGAGAUGAGUGGCAAAGAACUCCUCUUCAAAGGUGAGAAAAGUGCACUGUAAUCCUUUCAAGAGAUCAGUGUCAAGUAAGUAAACUAGAUAAAAAAAAGAUACUCUCUUAUUGAAAGAUGAUUUGGGUUUUUCAACUGAGUUGAUAAUGUGCAUCGGCCACAGUGAAGAGUUUCUAAAACAGAUGUUUUGAGUGUUAGCCCUUCUUUGUCAGAGCGACUCUUCGUUGUGGCGAUGAGAUUUCUCCACCAAAAAUUCAAAAUAAUAAAGAGCCAGGAUGUUAAGUUUAUUUGUCCUAAUUUUUGGGCAACGAGAAAUCUAACUCCUUUAUAAUAUUUUCUAUCGUAACUGUUGCUUGUGUAGAGCUGCUGAAUUUGACCGUGUGGACACCGUCAAGUUCCUGCUGGAGAACGGAGCGGACAUUGACGCCAAGGACAACGAAAACCGCACUGCGUUCGUUUUGGCAGUGAAGCGAGGCAGGACCAGAACUGCGGAGCAACUUCUAGAUUCUGGGGCUAACUUCAAGUCGCGCGAUGCGUCGCUUAGGACCUGUCUACACCUUGCUGUGAAACAUAAACGAGAAGAAACUCUUCGCAUGCUCCUUGAUCGAGAUCAAGGCCAGUUGAUCAACGAAACAGACAAGGAUUUACAGACGCCUUUGUUUUACGCGGCACAUAAAGGAAAUUUGAAGGUAAGGGUAUUCUAGACAGCCAAUCUCUGUUGAUACCUCCUUCAAAGCAUUUUCUCGUGCUGUUAGAUGACUCUGAUAAGUGAUUGGCUAUUACAUUCUGGUGCACUUAUUGCCGCGCUACGCUGUUGGUAACAAGUAUUUAUGCAUUUGCACAGCUGUAAAGUACAUCACAAAGUCUUUAUUAACUUGAAACGUCCAAUGAUAAUCACCAGAUCCUUCAACUGCUGAUAGAAAAGAAGUGCACGGUGGCUCCUAAGGACGUAAUGGAUCGGACCCCAUUGCAUGCCGCCGCAGAACACGGUCACGUGGCCUGUGUGGAGGUGCUUUGUUUGGCUGAACAAGGCCACAUUAAUGACAAAGAUGAACGUGGGCUUACACCUCUUCACUUAGCAGCGCUUGGAAGCCACAGGUUCUUUUUUUAAUUUAUAAUCACUCAUUACCCGUCUCUCCCCUACUUGCUUGAUUCGUGCAUUCGUGUCACCAGUUUACACCGCUUAGUAUAAAUAAUACUUGCAACACAAAACAGUGGUUCUUCAUCAUUUGAUCCAUAUUUUAGAGUUCUAAAUUCUGGAGAUAUCAAAAAUCGCUAGCAUUCAAUUCGUUUCUUUCUCACCGGCUGGCACAAAAUGUACAAAUAAAAGUGAGCCAGUUACAAAGAGAAGUUGUUUUCCAUUAGGUUCGAACUUUAUAUCCUCAAAUGUGAGCUUUGCGCGCUCUUCUGCCUAUCCUUAAAGAACAUGUCUAAAGUCUACCCAGCAUACCCGCACAAGACUUAUGUUAUUGCGUUUGUGCUGCUUAUAGGAAAACAACAGUUCUUCUCUUACACUUGGGUGCCAAUCCCAGUAUCCAAGACAGCAAUCGUUGGACAGCCCUGCACCAUUGCGCCUCUGGUGGAUGCCCACGCACUACUCAAGCACUGCUGUCGUAUCAAUCCGCGAGUGCCAUUGAUGCAGGCGAUCAAAAUGGCGACACCGCGCUUCACGUGGCCGCGAAGUACGGUCACGUCAACGUUUUGGAGCUUAUGUUAUCACGUGGUGCUGAUAUCACUGCACGUAAUAAGCAAAUGUUGACGUGUUUGGAUGUUGCUAUCUCGUGUAACAUGGAAAAUGUGGCUGAGGUUAUUCUUGGGAACCCCAAGUAAGUCCAGAAAACCAUUUAUCAUCAGUAUGCAUAUUCUCCAUACAUUUCCUAAGGUACUGACAAAGAGAAUUUGUCAAACAAUCAAGAGUUUGUGAGUAUGAAAGCGAUCUUCGAGAGUUUCUUCGGUUGGUGAUCGUUUUCCUUAUUCUCAGGACCUUAAUGUUUGAUUCAGGGGGAUACUGUAGAGAGAAAUUAGAUGCUGAUCACUCUUAGCGGUUAAAGGGUUAAUAAGGAGAAAAGCGCACCGAAACCAUCUUUGGUUCAUGACUUCUGACAAUCUUUGACAAGUUAUGGCAACCGUUGGAUUCUACAGGUAAAGAAGCAACGGAAAUCAGAUCACAUUCAUCCUCUGCAUUUCAGUUCUAAUCAUUUUGAAAGUUCAAGGGUUUGGGGCAUUUGUCUGCCCAAUAGAAUCCUAAGUUGAUGCAUUUUCAACACCAUUUUGGCCCUUAGGAUUGAGCCAAAUACCUCAACGAUGUAAGGUAGUGUAAGUAGUGUAAGUUGGAUGUUUUAGGUGACUGACUCAAAAUGUCUCUCUGUAUUAGAAACAUUUAAACCAUUGUUUAAAAUCGCUGAUGACUGCCUGUUUUUCAGGUGGAUGAGCUUGUUUGAAUACACGGUCGACAGGGGAGCAAAUCCACUGAAGAACUUAAUCAAGAGCAUACCCAGACUUGCACAGGUUGUCAUGGAUAAAUGUGUAACCUGCUCCGAUGAUCAGCGGGAUGACCCUGACUAUUCCAUAACCUUCGACUUCAGUAUUCUUUCUGGUCCAGGAGAUAAGGAAGACCCAAGAACUUCUGAAGGUCCACGCUUUUUUGCCCCUUCCUACAUGGUCCAGUACGAGCGCGAAGGACUUCUCAUGCACCCAUUAUCGCAGGUGCUUCUUCAGUGGAAGUGGAAUACCAUGGGAAGGCCGUUAUUUGCGAUAAACUUUUUGUCCUACCUCGCUUUUGUUGUGCUGUUGUCUGUGUUCAUGAUAGCGGAACGAGGAAAGCUGAGGUUAUUCAAUCCUGGCGCAGAGGACUUCCAGGAUGAUGAAACCGAUCAACUAUUUCGGUCUAGAAGUGGGCUAUCAGCUGGAGCUCCUGUUUUGAUUCUGAUCUUUAUCUGCAUUCACAUGAUCAAAGAAAUUUACCAAAUUGCUAUUCAGAAAUGGAGAUAUCUAACUCAUGUCACAAACUAUAUUGAAUGGUGUUGCUAUUUGUGCACUAUUUGUUUUGUGUCUCCCUAUCUCGGGAGAGGAAACAUUUUCAAGGGUACAAUGACGAUGUGGCCUCUUGCCUCAGCCGUGAUUCUAUUAUCGUACACAACCUUGAUCCUGUUCCUGAGACGAUUCUAUUACGUUGGUAUCUACAUCUCAAUGCUCAUUGAGGUUACCAAAACACUUUUCAAAGUGAUCAUCAUUUUCAUUCCAAUGUUAUUUGCUUUCAACCUGACCUUCUUCAUUCUACUAAAAGAGCAGGUGGGUAUUUCACAUGACUUAAGUAUAAAAACGACCUGGCAUAGGCCUGAAAAGGGCGCUUUUCGAUUGAGUGUCGGAAAACCAAGACCAAAGAUAUCACAAUAACUAAUCAUAACAAGGAAAAUAUUUCAAGGAGCCAAUGAGAAUCGGAAAAAUCAAGACCAAAGAUAUCAUUGGUUUUAGCAAUAUGAUUGGCUAAUCCAAUUUCAUAACUGAGUAAAGCAAAACCAAAGCAACCCCGGAUUACUUAAGACGCUUGUUGUAAAAUUUUACCAAAUUUCUUAGAUUCAACAUUGUUCUAGACUUUCGCGCGCUACAUUGCGCGCCAUAAUCUAGUUAACUCUAGUUAACUAAUCUAGUUAAACCGCGCCAACUGCCUGAGGCGGGACAGAACGUAUCGACAUCGUGCACUUGGUGGGUCUGAUCGGUUAAAAGGAUAUCCGUAGUUAUCUGGACCAAUCACAAGACGCAGUAAGGAAAAAACAAUUCCAUCUCGGAUUACUUCCAACUCCAAAACUUAAUUGAAAUGGCUUUAUUAAAAUCACACCAACAUCUACAUACAGUUUAACUGUUUUAAUAAAUUUAAUGAUCGUUUGAAAUCAAACUAUCACUAGUGAAGACCUCAUUUCUCUCGUUUCCAGGCCACUUUCCGCAAUCUGUUCUGGUCCUUUUGCAAGACGUUUAUAAUGAUGAUCGGGGAGGUUGAUUACGGCUCCAUUGUGGUCGAUGCGAAGGCGGAGAUCAACGACGAAUCUGGUGCCCCUCUUGUACACCUGCCAGAGUUCACUGCCAUCAUUGUGUGCUUGUUCUGUAUGAUUGUGUCUGUUCUGGUCAUGAACCUAUUGGUAAGUGAAGACUUGGUGGGAGGGGAGAGAAGGGCUAUUAGUACCUUGACUCUUGGGUACAAGAUGGCGCGUCAUCGUUCUUAAAAUUUUGAUCUUUUGUGUUAUAAUUAUAGUUCUAAAAAAACGGCAACAUCUUAAUCCUUUACGAACAUCAUGGAUUUUAAAUGUAGUAUUUCAUUAAAUGUUUCUCAACGCUGAACAAAAUUUAAAAAAAAAAUAGUGACUCGCUUUCUGGCCGUCAAUUAGGUUCUUAAGUCACUUCCCCUCCCCUUCUCCAGUUCCAAACGCCUUAGUAAUUCACAAACUUCCGCGGAACGUAUUGAAUCGUUCACCAGUGAGUGGUAGUGUUGUCCAAAAGUUACAAACUUUGUAACACAUACAUAUGCCAGGAAGUAUAUGAACUGGUUCAACUUCUUUUCUGAAUUCUUUACAUUUCAAGCGAACCUUUAAAUUUUGUUUUAACAUUCUCUUUUAAUUACUUACACUGUAGAACUAAAGUUAUUUGGGAAAAUGCAUGGCCUGUACACAGUUUAAAAGAAACAUUAUAUCCACAUUAUUAGCGAGCUUUAUAAUCCAAAAACAAAACACAACAAACAAACAAAAAAGCCCAAGAAAUGAAAAGUUUACGAGUUUCCUUUGCCAGGAUUGGAACCUUGAAAAUCCCGCACAUGUCCCUGACCAGUGUUCACAUUUAAAAAUGUCUCAUCGCAGGUGGGUUUAGCGGUUGGAGACAUUGACAGCAUUCAACGUAAUGCCAACAUGACGAGGCUCGCCAUGCAAGUUGAAUUCGUAUGUGAUAUUGAUCAACGAUACCCACGUUGGCUGAGAAAGUAUUGGCAUAGAUCCGUUCUUGUUUUAAAGCCGAACGGAAAAAAUGCGUUCUCAUUGUAAGUGCAGCAUUCAUUCAUUUUUUUAGUAUAAGUUUUUUACCCAUUUUUUUUUAUUUUUUAUUUUUUUUUAUUUGGACUUCAGCAGCGUAUGUUGGUUUUCACUGACUCAAUAAUAAAACAUCCAAAUGAAUUUUAGCCUGUUCCAGACGCUCGGUUGGUAAAACGAGGACUGAACCGACUCAAACCUCGACCCUUUUCCACUCCGCCUCUUCCAUCAAGACGUUUCUGUCUUUCGAUCCAAUCUACCUCCCGGAAACCUGGAACGGUCUCGUACCCAGACCUUUCACGCCCAAGCGGUUGAACACUUCAGUUACAGUUACAUGGUAGGAUAUGGGUACGAGAUAAGGGUUGAAUCAUCCCAGGGUUUUUCUUUUCUUUAAUCUUUGUCCCUCAUACUUCUUCAUAUAUAUAUAUAUAUAUAUAUAUAUAUAUAUAUAUAUAUAUAUAUAUAUAUAUAUAUUUAUAUAUAUAUGUAUGUAUGUAUGUAUGUAUGUAUGUAUGUAUAUAUUAAUUUAUUCAUAUGUUUAUUUACUUUUGGCAGCCUGUUACAUAUAAAUCGGAGGCUUUUUCCCAUGCUUGAAAACUUUAUAAAUGGGCAAAAGGAAAGUGAAGUUGAAGAGGAUGAAGGAACCAAGAAAAUAUCCAUGGAGAUCACCAAACAACAAGAGCAGAUUAAGUUUUUACAGAAAACUGUUGAAGAACAAUCAAGACUUCUUCAGGAAAUUUCUCAUCAGCUGAAACAGACCGCUCAUUCGACGGCCACAGCGGAGGAUACCAGGCUGUAG